AUGUUGACGUUAAAAGGUUUGGAGAAUGUUGAUGAUGGUGAUUCAUGGAAGAAACUCAAGAAGGAGGUUGAAGCAGUGACAGAUGAUGAAAGCCAGCGGCUAAGCAAACUAACUGAGAUUGUACUGGAAGGGUUUAUAAAACGCUUAGCCAAGGAACAUGCCACAGGGAAUAAGAAGAAGAUGAUCAUUGAGACAAAGGGUAUCAAACGUUGUCCUGGAAGUGGAAGUCGUAGUUCUUUUCAAGAAGAAAACGAAGAGUACAUGAUCAGGACGCAAAAGAAACAGAAGACAGGCAACAAUGACAAUAUGGAGAAGAAGCAGAAGACAAACAAAAACAAUGAGAAGAAGCAGAAUCAGAAGAAGAGACCCGAUCCCAUUGUUGCAGAGCUUACUGCUUUGGGUUUGGAACCGCCCCCCGAUAUGCCAGAAGCGUUCAAGAAUUGCAUUGAGAACUUGGGUGGGACUGAAAUAAUGCUGGUUAUUCAAAAGUUUAUUCAAGUUUCUGAUUUGGAUCCGAGGGAAAAUCGUUUGUCAAUGACAGAGAACCAAGUUAUAAGUAAAUUCUUGAGUGAAGCUGAGGAUGAAAGAUUAGGGAAAAAACAGUCAAUAGAAGCUGUAUUUGUUGAACCAUGUCUUGAGGUAUCGAUGUUGCGCUUGACCAAGUGGCGGAUUGGAGCGGGCUGGUCAUAUGUUUUCAAGAGUCAGUGGGGUAAAAUUGUAAAGAAAAAUGCCGAUAGUCUUAAGCCGAAGGCGGUGGUACAGGUUUGGUCGUUUCGCAUCGAACCGGAAUCAAAGGUUGGUUUUGCCAUGAUCAAGGUUAGAGAUGGGGAAGAUGGUCACGUGAUUAAUUAA
This is a messenger RNA of Durio zibethinus, 852 nucleotides long. RefSeq lists its product as uncharacterized. Gene Ontology annotation, molecular function: DNA binding. Lineage: Eukaryota; Viridiplantae; Streptophyta; Magnoliopsida; Malvales; Malvaceae. The record is from RefSeq and is a predicted model, not a curated record.